Messenger RNA from Anguilla anguilla (European eel), 4519 nucleotides. Its product is annotated as dual specificity protein phosphatase 3-like. Gene Ontology annotation, molecular function: MAP kinase phosphatase activity; protein tyrosine/serine/threonine phosphatase activity. NCBI's taxonomy places the organism in Eukaryota, Metazoa, Chordata, Actinopteri, Anguilliformes, Anguillidae. The transcript is spliced from 3 exons. Gene Ontology annotation, biological process: negative regulation of MAPK cascade; protein dephosphorylation. The record is from RefSeq and is a predicted model, not a curated record. Gene Ontology annotation, cellular component: cytoplasm. The coding region runs from base 255 to 875 and encodes 206 amino acids.
AGUCGUGUUUGUCGUUUUGUGGUUGCCACCCUGGUGUGCGUGUCACUGUCCUCCUCCAGUUCCUAUUUGGAUUGCCUGUCCGCCGGGGGGCGAGUCGGGGUGUGUCUGCGAGCGAGGGAGCGAGUUUCAGAUAUUGUGCACACAAGACACUGCGAGUGGGAUAAAGAAAUGCAGCAAGACCCGAAAUUGACACCUCGCCGAGUAGCACAGUGAACUGACACUUGUUCGACCCUUUCGACAGAUCGCCUGAAAACAUGAAGAAAAGCCAGAGCCCAGCCAAAGCACUGGCUUUGGCUCCGGCUGAAGUCAAUAUGUCAGACAAGGAGGUCUCUGUGCAACAACUCAACGAGCUGUUAUCAAAUGGCAGUGGAUUUUAUAGCCUACCCACGCAACAUUUCAACGAGGUCUUCCCCAGGAUUUACGUGGGCAACGCAUUUGUGGCCCAAAAUGUGAUGCGGCUGCAACGGCUCGGGGUGACCCACAUCCUCAAUGUUGCCGAGGGCAACUCCUUCAUGCACGUCAACACCAACGCGGAGUUCUACGCCGGCACCGGCAUCACCUACCACGGCCUGAAGGCCAACGACACCGAGCACUUCAACCUCAGCGCCUUCUUCGAAGAGGGGGCCGACUUCAUCGACAAGGCCCUGGCGCACAAGGACGGUAAGGGGAAGGUGUACGUGCACUGCCGGGAGGGCUACAGCCGCUCGCCCACCAUGGUCAUCGCCUACCUCAUGCUGCGCCACAAGAUGGACGCGAGGACGGCACUGGCGACCGUGCGGCACAAGCGGGAGAUCGGCCCCAACGACGGCUUCCUGCGCCAGCUGUGCCAGCUGAACGAGCAGCUUGCGAAGGAGGGCAAGCUAAAGACCAAGUGAGGUGGGGGGGUGGGGGGCGGCCCUCGCACGUCGGAGGCGACCCAGGCCCCCGCCCGACCCGACCCGACCCGACCAGGCCAGCGCACCCACUUCAUCACGCCAACGUCUCCACCCGCACAAGCACGCCCUUGGGUCCGCUGUCCUGGCUGGGCUGUUGUUGUCAAGCUCCGCCCAACACAGAGGAGGGGAGGGGUAAUGGGAGGAGCCUCUUGUCCUUGCAUCUGCACUGUAACCCCUCCCCCUAUUCCAUUUUUAUUGUGUUUCUGGGGGUCCUUACAAAAUGUCCUACUGCCAGUCCUCACAGGUUGCAUUUUACUUUUUGUAUUACUUUUCAAAGUAUUGAAGCUUUUUUUAUUUGCAGGCAAAAUUUCAGGAGCUUUUGUUCAGAAGCUCUUGAAUGUUUUCUAGUUUUGCCCAUAUGUGUGAGGUUGGGAGAUUUGUAAAAAUUUAGAAUUUUUCUCUCUGCAGUAAAUUAGGUUUAAAAAUGAAAAACAUGCACAUAAUUUUGGUAAUCAUUGGGUGGCAUUGAUGUAUGCAAAACCUAGUGCAACUCCCAACUUUACAUAGCGCCACUUCACUUCCUGUGAGGCAUUAAUUCAUCUGACACGAGUGCUUUGUCACGACCACAUGCUGAAUUAGCUACUUAAUGAAGAAGGCGUUGUUCCCACGAUAGCUAAAUCACAAGGCACCUCUCCCAGUGAUGCCAAAUGAACUGCUUUCUUUUCGGUUAACACGAAAAUUAGCAUGAAAAUGAAAACGUAGUCUUCCGAGUGAUCAUCAGAUCACUGCGCAAUCAUUCCAUAGUUCCACACUGCCAGGGAAGUCACGGCCAUUUUUUCCCAUCUUUUUAUAAAUGAUGAUGAUGUCAAGACAUCUGUCAAAAAUGGUGAGUCUGGUAUUACUUCUUGACCUCCCUGAAAUGCCCCCUUGAAGGGGUUACUAAUCUGUGGAAGGAAAUCUCGUGGAAGAACCAGCAUCCCACUUUCAGCACAAACACAAGAAUUGACUUCCACAUUCUUUCUCAGCAUCCGUCUGCCCUUUUUAAUGGAAAAACCUGGUGCCUGGUGAUUUUAGAGCUACACUACAGGUGGGAAUGGCCCAGAUUGUCUGCCCAUACAAGAGUCAAAGCCAUUCGAACACAGUAGUUAAUAAAUAGAGAGUCUUAUAUUAAGUCUGAGUAUAUUGCAACCAAAGGAAAAUGCCAGUAUGGAGCGUAUUGGAACAUUUACCAAACGUGUAAGCAAGAGAGUCUGAAAAAGGCUGCAUUCCCUUCUGUUGAGUUUACAUUUGCACGACCGUCCAAUAUUUAAUACUGUUAAUACUUCAUCUCUUCAUUUCAUACUUUUUAUUUCACUUUUAAACAUUGUCAUAUCUGCAGAUUAAUUGAUAUGUAAUGUUGAGGGUUACAAAAUAUGUAUUAUCUUACUAAAUGUAAAUAUUUGAAGUCCCUGAAACAAACCUGUGCCAUAGUUUGGAGCCCCCUACUGCAGUAAGUAAGAUUGACGCAUUUGUACAGUAUAACUUUUUAUUACCUAUAUAUAUAUAUAUAUAUAUAUAUAUAUAUGUCAUUUAAGCUUUUACAUAGGUAUCAUACUAACCUUCUUUGGCAAACUAAUUACUUAUAUUGCACGCUUGAACAGAGAUGGACAGCUCCAGUCCUUGAAGGGCGCACAGCCUGCUGGUUUUUGUUCUGCUUUCACCCUUAAUUGUCAUUAUUUAGACAGAGAAUCGGGUCAUGCUGUGUGUAUUCAGCCGGUUAUUCUCCGCCCUCAACCGGCUGGAACCGCUCCGGAAAGUGACCCGUUCGCAUAUCCACGAGCAGCACACGGCUCUGUGAUAAUUGGGUGAGUGUUCCAGACGGCCAGCAGAGGGCGCCCGUGUUCGCUCAUCCCAUCCCUCCCGCUUCUAUCAACGCGACCACAGUGCCGCCACACGACCGGCUUAAUAGCGCGCUUCAUUUUCAGAAUCCCUAGCUCGUGUAGUCGUUUUACUUUGCAGUGUCAGUGAAGAGAGCUGUGUUUGUGGCUUGCGGCAGCCCGAUAACGUAGAUGAGCGCUUGUCACCAGAGGGGCGGGAGUGGCCUGCCAAGUCGACAGCGGUGCCAGCGAGUCCCUUUGACCCCGUGCGUCCAGGAGCGUGCCCUGACUCGCCCGUGUUAAGACUGCGCGUGAUGCCUUAGAGUUCACGGUCCCGCCGUGCGCGUUGCUCACCACCACCGUGCGCGUACGUGUGAUUAUCUUCCGGUGACCGCGGGGGGGACUCGCAGUCAGCGCUGACGCGGAAACGUCUUUCCCCGCGACUGUCCAAUACCGGGGGCCCGCUUGCCCGUUUCGCGUCCCUCGGCUUGCUCUGGGUUGUGCUACGUUUUCCCGCUAGCUCGCGCUCGUGGGUGAAAACAUAAAGCCUUUCUCACCUCUGUUUCUUAGUACCUCCAUUUUUCUCAUGAAUGGAAGAGAUAAAAACAGGAGAUCUGGCAUUUGAUGCCUUUCCGCGCUCAUGAUAAAAGCUCUCCUCGAGUCCAGACCAGAAACAGCGCUGAAGUCACGCUGCUCAGACAAGAGGCUCUUGUCGGCUGGUGUAACGAGUGCCUGGGAUGUUGUGACGGAUGCGUUUAAGGGCUGGAAGUUGCUGUUGACCUGCCCGUCGAGCCGUGCACAGAGGCGCGGGUUAGAGCCCAGCGCGUAACUCUCGUUUGUGGCGAUCGGUGUUCACUGGACCAGCAGUCGCAACUGCAGCCGACAAACCCUCGCUCCACUCGUCAAGAUAUUCUGUCUAGAUGACAACCAGCAUCACUUCAAUUAGUGCAGGAGCGGGGGUGAGGUGCUGUAUUUGUGUUCAAACCAUAGCGCCUGUCUUUCUUUCCAGAUAGGAGGGUAAGAGGGUAUGUCCAGAUCCACUGGCAGGGAAUUCAUAUAGAGGGUUACUAGGUUGCAUUGUAUCAUAUACACUUCUGUCUAUUAUUCUUUUUGUAUCUGUGUGUGUACAUAUACAGUAACUAUAAAUGUGUUCACGUAUAUGAAUGUAUGAGCAAAGUGUCUGUAAUUGUCUGCUAUUAGUGUGUUAGCUUUUCUAUACUAAUAUAUGCUCCAUAGCCUCACAACAUUCACUGAAGGCACAAAAGGUUCCAUGUCACAGCAUCUGUUCUCUCCCAUCUGAUUUUCCAUAGCAUGUACGUAUUCUAUACGCCUUUAAAUAUCCAAAUGCAAAUAAACAGUGACUUUUCUUUAUUGGCUGUAGUAAGGAAAGUUCCGUUCUUGUAGAGCGAUGGCUGGGAUUUUCAAUAGUGUGUUUUGCUGGUUGAACCCACUAGUGUCAGCAGGAUAUUUUUUGGACCCGGGCUUGUGGGUCGAUAGCAGCCUUCCUCCAUGGUGACCCGGCCACCAGCCCCUCCCUGCAGUGCUCUCACUCUCAUCCAGCCGCCACCUGCUAACCAGUGCCAUUUCCACGGUCAUGCCAACCGCACAAACGAAGGCUUCUCUAAUUGUAUUUUUUUAAAUGGGUGAGGAAACACAUAUCUAAACAUUCCUGAAUUGUAAUCUGGAGACCUAGGCUAUAUACAACCUAACCUACUGUAGUUAAAAAUAUAUACAAAAAAAAAACGUUUUGCCAUGUGAUCACUCCUACAAACAUACAGGCUGUAGUAC